Messenger RNA from Suillus subaureus, 972 nucleotides. RefSeq names its product glycoside hydrolase family 16 protein. Gene Ontology annotation, molecular function: hydrolase activity, hydrolyzing O-glycosyl compounds. Lineage: Eukaryota; Fungi; Basidiomycota; Agaricomycetes; Boletales; Suillaceae. The transcript is spliced from 6 exons. Gene Ontology annotation, biological process: glucan catabolic process. Bases 1 to 972 code for a protein of 323 amino acids. The record is from RefSeq and is a predicted model, not a curated record.
AUGUAUACUAGAUGUGUCAUACUCGUAUUCGUUUCCUUGGUGGUGGCGGUCAACGCCCAGUCACUGCUCCCAUCAUUCACCUACAGUUUGAUUGUCUCACAUGUUGGUUAUGACUUUCUAGGUAAUUUUUCUUGGGAGACAGCGGACGAUCUGACGCAUGGCCGUGUCAACUAUGUUGACCAAGCUACUGCUCUCAAGGAUAAUCUGACUUUCGUUUCGGACUGCAAGUUUGUCAUGCGCGCUGACGAUACGAAAAAAGUUGCAAAAUCUGCCCGCGGGCGAGACAGCAUACGCAUACAUUCGCUGAAUGCCUACGAUGACGCUUUGUUCGUCCUCGACAUAUCUCACAUGCCCGAGGGUUGUGCAACGUGGCCUGCGUGGUGGACAUUGAGUGAGAAAGGGCCCUGGCCUUACGGUGGCGAAAUCGAUAUCAUCGAAGGCGUCAACCUCGAUCAACGAAAUCUUGCCUCGCUCCACACCACACCGAAUUGCACUAUGCCAAAGGUUCGGUUACAGACAGGGUCAACAGAGUCCACUUCGUGCGACACAUCCGUAAACUACAAUCAGGGUUGCGGUGUCUCUUUCUCUGAGCAAGAUUCUUACGGAGCAGGCUUCAACGCAGUGGGCGGUGGCUUUUAUAUCAUGGAAAAAAGCAGCACCAAGGGCAUCUCACUUGCUGCUUCUCGGUGGCGAGCCCCCUUGGACGUGGUGCUUCUAUCGAUACCCGAUGCGUACUUCCCAACAAAUAUAAACUGCGACUACUCCAAACACUUCAAUGCACAUAGAAUUGUUUUUGAUCUGACAUUCUGUGGCGACUGGGCAGGGUCUGAGGCAGUGUGGAAUGCGUCCACAUGUGCAGCAAAAGCCUCUACCUGUGAUAGCUUUGUUGACAGCAAUCCCGAUGAGUUCGCCGAAGCCUAUUGGGAAAUCAACUCCCUCAAGAUAUAUACACCUCAUGGUUUUUUGCGUUAG